GUCUGGCAGGAGUGGUUUUCAUACCUCAGCAGCUUUGAUAGUAAAAAGACAUAAAAAGUAACUCAAGAUGAGUGAUGCAUGUAGUUUCCCUCAAGAGAAAUACCCUACAGCUGAGUCUGACGCUACGAUCGAAUCUGGCCUGUACGUGUCUGUAGAGUUAAAGGAUACUAAAACCGACCUGUUCCUCUCUAAGCAAAGACUAAUGAACGAGGCAGAACUGAGCGUUGUCAAAGAGAGUGCCGUUGUGACAAAGACUCUUCACCAUUCUCACGUCUGGGCUCCAUUAGCAGCUGCUGUCUGCAAUAAAGCCUCCUUGCUGACCAACAACAAGAAACUGGUGUAUGUUGGUUGGGAUGGAUUGGGGCAUAUGCAGAAGGAGUCUGACAGAGGAAAACUGGGACGCAUACACGUACAACAAAGAGAAGAAUUAAAUGAAUUAAAAGAUAUGCAUGUUGUACAGAAGACAUUAAAAGAAGACCAACAAGAAUUGGUGCAUCAUGCCAAGCAGUUGUUUUCCCUGCGAGACCCUGCCCCUCCUCCUCUCUCUCCAGCCUCAAGCACAGCAGCCUCUAGCAGCAACGUCCUAAUAACCUCUUCAGCCUCCUCUUGCUAUCAGUCACAGAAAUCGGUCAAGACUAAACUAUUUGUGAGCACUGUUUUCAAAGUGGCCGCGAGGAGAAGAAAGAAUGUUCUAGAUCGACUCACAACUGAACAGAUUAAGAACAUAUCAGCCAGCAGCAAGACAAGGAGAUUCUCGCACGAUUCAAGCAAUGAUAGAGAUACACCAGAGAAAUCGUCUUCAUGGGAAGCAGGUCAUCUUGGCAAUUCUGAAGAAACCGAACAUGAUAUGACUUUAUCUCUGCCCUCAGAAUUACUAGGGAUAGCUACUACCUCUAGUAAACCAGAGGUUGAAACCAUCACUGAGGAAGCAUGUGGAAGCAGCUUCAAAACUAGCUUUAUCAGUGUACACAAUGACUCUACUGUAUCAGCAACUAGUGAAGCAAUAACUAGUGAUGCCGUUGCUGAUGCAUUGGAACCAGCUCCUUUACUUUUUGCUUCUCCUCCUCCUCCAAUCACUGAUUCCUAUAGACUUAAAUCUCAUUCCUCGCCUCCACUUUUACUUAGUACCACUACCAGUAGGAGCAGCCGAGUGAUGGCUAAAAGAAUUGUGCAAGCUGAUGGAGUUCAGAGAGAAAGAAUGACAGAAACCAAAGAAGAAUCGGGAGAGAGGACAUCAAAGAGAAGGCCUUUGAGAGAAACUGAAGGAAAUGAUGAAAAGGAACAGGAAAAAGAGGAGGAGGAGGAGGAAGAAGUGAAGAGUAAGGAAACAACCAACGUCCAUGAUAACAACAAAAGAGAAGAACUAGACCUCUCUCAGUCCCAAAGCUCACUGAUACACUCAAUGAUGGCCAUUGAAGACGACUUAUCUCCUUCCUCUAGUGAGCCUGACCUUCAUACUAAAAAAUUUGUGCGAGUUAGCUCAGAAACGACUGCCUUCCACUCUAAUACAAAUUUCUUUCGUCAGUCGAUUGCUUCUCCCGAUUUCUCUGAUUCUCCCAUUCACACUUAUUUCUCUCAUCCAUUAUCAGCCAGUGAUCACUCUAUGGGCCACACUCAUAGCCACACCCAAAUUCAUGAUCCCAAUCUCGAAUCGGUUCCUGAAACAUCGGAAAAUGACGAAAAACCGAGCGGGGCUACCGCCAAGACCUCACCUUCCCUUCCACUGGAUGAUCCUCAGUUCUAUGAGUACUGUCAGCAAUUGGACCACGCCCCCACUCCAGAGGACUACGCUGCCUACAAGAUACUAAUGGUCGGGCGGUUGAUUGAUGAAAAAUACCACGACAAGUUGAACGAGGCGAUAAGCUUAAUAAUGGUCCAAGCAAUGAAAAAUAAACUAAUGUACAGUGAGUUUAAAAGAGUUUCGAGAUGGCUCUCAUUACAAGCAAAAUACGUACAGGAUCAGUCACUGCUAGUGACAUGGCUGGGGUAUAGGCUGUACGAGAAGUUACCAAAUUUGGAGAAAGUAAUUAACGAAUAUACGACCCAGGCAAUAGAGGAUGUUACACAGUUUGGAAUAGAUUGGAUUGGAGAUACUCCAUUCGACAAUCCUGAAAUACGAAUGGACUAUGACUAUGAUGGCGACAUUGAGGCUGAGCAGUUCAAAAUACACGACAGAAAGAAUGACUUUCCGCUCCGUAGAGCAGUCAGUGCAGAAGUACUAAUAGACGAAGAACAACCAGGAGAAGAAGGACAAGAAAGCAAAAGGUGGGAACUGUGGUUUCCGGGGCAACGAAGUGAGACCCCGCCCAUUUCUCGCCGAGAACACAUGUCCCCGAAUGUUGUUGAAGUAGCAUCACCUAACGAGGCAAAGAAAAUGCUCCAGGAUAACAGGAAUAACCCGUCACUGUCUCGGCCAAUGGUGUUAUCAAUUAGCUCACAAUCUUCAGUCUCAGACUCUGUAUCAAGCAGCGUAAGGACUAUUGGUAGUGCUACUGGUAAUGGUAGGAGGAACUCAUUACUGGCUAACAUUAGGGAGAGCGACUGCGAGGAGAGAGGAGAGGGAGGAGGGGCCGUAUUUUAUUACUCGUCUCCUUCGCCUCCUCUUCAGUCUAAAUCAGGAGGUAGUGAGGCAGGGCAUGAUAGCACGAAUGGAGAGAGGAAUGAUGAAGACUCAGAGGGUGGGAAAGAAGAGGAAGGAGAGGGAGAAGGGAGAAGUCGUAAAAUAUCGGGACAGGUUAUGGCGUCGGGUUUGGCACUCGUUGCAGCUGCUGCAGCACUAGCUCUUAGGAAAUAGCCCUCCAUGCACAUGUGAAUAAAUUACUAUACUUUUGAAUAGUUGACUCAUGAUGAUGAUAGCAGUUUUAUUUUAUUUAUAAUGUGUAGUGUAUUUUAAAAGUUUUUUCUUGACAAUAUCAAAACACAAAA
This is a messenger RNA of Amphimedon queenslandica, 2925 nucleotides long. RefSeq lists its product as uncharacterized. Lineage: Eukaryota; Metazoa; Porifera; Demospongiae; Haplosclerida; Niphatidae. The record is from RefSeq and is a predicted model, not a curated record. The transcript has 3 exons. Bases 68 to 2794 code for a protein of 908 amino acids.